Apis cerana (Asiatic honeybee) is the source of this 4390-nucleotide messenger RNA. It is a transcript of the gene Atg18a, whose product is annotated as Autophagy-related 18a. Gene Ontology annotation, molecular function: protein binding. NCBI's taxonomy places the organism in Eukaryota, Metazoa, Arthropoda, Insecta, Hymenoptera, Apidae. The record is from RefSeq and is a predicted model, not a curated record.
GAUCAAAGAUGUACCAUAUACAUAAGCUGAUAUUAAUUGAGUCCAUGUUAUAGAACGACGAACCAGUUCCAAGCUACCUAUGACAGAUGGUACAACCCAAAUUCCAUGAGUAGUUACAUUUGCUAUAUGUUCUACAGAGUUUCAUCAUUCCGUGAAUUCACAUAGACUGUCAGCUGUUCGAUACAUGGAACGAUGGAUAUGUAUUAAGCAAUACAGUAUACUGCAUCAUAUAGUCACUUGUAGGAAUCGUCGACAUUGAGUUCGACAUCUGUUCACAAAUCUUGUAUAAGCGUGCGCGUGCGUGUAUUUGUAUAGCGUAUGUGCAAGAAAGAAGAGAAACAGAUAAAAAAAAAAGCAAUAAAAAUAAAGAGAGAAAAAGAUAUAAAAAGAAAUUAAGAAAGAAACGGAUAAAGUGUUCUUACGCAGAUCGUCUGUGCGAUUUAUGCAAAAUCUCGUGCAUAACGUGGAUGUAUUGACACAGGGACUAAAAUACAGUAUAUCAGGACUAAUGAACCUCGCAAAUCAAACUACUGAUCCUCAAAGUCGUGUUUUCUUUGUUAACUUCAAUCAGGAUUGCACAUCUUUGGCAGUAGGAUCAAAGUCAGGCUACAAACUUUUUUCUUUAGUCUCUGUUGAUCAUCUUGAAAAAAUAUAUGAAAAUGAUACUGAAGACAUAUACAUUGUUGAACGACUAUUCAGCAGCAGUCUUGUGGCAGUAGUUAGUUUAAGAUCACCUCGUAAACUUAAAGUUUGUCACUUUAGAAAGGGCACUGAAAUUUGCCAUUAUAGUUAUUCUAAUACUAUCUUAGCUGUGAAACUCAAUAGAGCAAGAUUAGUGGUAUGUUUGGAAGAAUCAUUAUAUAUUCAUAAUAUAAGGGAUAUGAAAGUAUUACAUACAAUUCGAGAUACUCCACCUAAUUUAGCAGGUCUGUGUACGCUAUCAAUAAAUAGUGAUAAUUGCUACUUAGCUUAUCCAGGCUCAAAUACAAUUGGUGAAGUUCAAAUAUUUGAUGCAAUUAAUCUUCAAGCUAAAACUAUGAUUCCUGCUCAUGAUAGUCCAUUAGCAGCACUUGCAUUUAGUCCUAAUGGUACCAAAGUAGCUACUGCUUCUGAAAAGGGUACUGUAAUCAGAGUUUUUCAUGUUCAUGAUGGUACAAAACUAUUUGAAUUCCGACGUGGAGUUAAACGAUGUGUAUCUAUAAGCAGUCUUGCUUUUAGUGUGGAUUCUAUGUUCCUUUGUUGUUCGAGUAAUACAGAAACAGUACAUAUUUUCAAAUUGGAAGAACCAAAGGAGGCAUUACGACAAACAGCAGAAGAAUCUCAAACUUGGAUGGGAUAUUUAACAAAAGCUGUAUCUGCAUCAGCUAAUUAUUUGCCAUCACAAGUAACUGAUGUUUUUAAUCAAGGACGUGCCUUUGCUAGUGUCCACUUGCCAUUUCAAGGAUUAAAAAAUGUUUGUGCCAUCACAGUAGUACAUAAAGUACUUAGGUUGUUGGUGGCUAGUGCUGAGGGGUAUUUGUAUGUUUAUAAUUUGGAUUCAACAGAAGGUGGAGAUUGUACAUUGCUAAAACAACAUAGAUUAGAUGGUAAACGAGAUGAAGUAGACUGUGCUAGUGUAUCUACAGCAGGAUUAGGAUCUGGAGAACCUCCUUCAGGAACGACUGUACAAAUAGUACAAAAUACAGCCUGCAUAAAUAGCUACGCGGGUGUGUUGCGCGGCCGUUCGCCAGACUCCAUGUCAGAGUCAGAGAAGUAUCACGAGAUGAUAGCAGCAACUGAGAGUCCACCAGGAUUUUCGGGUUCCUUCCGUUUAAAAGAUGAUGCUGAAUUUCCACCUGUUACACAAAGGACGGAUUGAGUGUAAUAAUUCAGGCAUAUCAAUAAUGAACGAAAAUAAAUUAUAUCUAACAGUGAUUGAAAUUAGGACACUGAUACAGGUCAAACUAUGAAUCUAUGAUCAUAGCUAAUGUUGCGAAUUCAAAAAAGCAACAAAUUCUUUUUUAAUGAAAUAUAAAAAAAAACAGUGAUGACUUUGUAUGAGUUAUAUAAAUAUUAAAGCUAUCAUAUAACUAGAUGUUCACAUCAUAUCAGAAGUUAAUAACUUGAAAGAAUUAUGAUAUUUUUGGUUACAAUUUUUCAAGUCAGUAUUUUAUAUUAGAACUUUAUUAUCAUCAAUAGCAUGCAAUUGAUUUUAGAAAGUCUAGUAAUUUAAUGAUAUGGUUAUGGUUAUGGUAAUGCUUAAAAAAAAUUAUGAAAAUUCAAGCUAAAUAUGCUUGAUAACAUAUAGUAAGAAUGUUUAACAUAACUUAUGUGAAACCAUAUGUUCACAUUUAAGUAUUUUUACUGUGAAUUAUUAAUACAAUGAUUAUAGUAAAAUACUAUAUACAUUAGACAUGAUAUAAAAAAAAAUUUUUUUCAAUAUAUAAUAUUCUUAUUGUGAAUAUCUUGUAUUUCUUUUUACUAGAUUAUUGUAUUUUAUAAUUAUAUAUUGUCAUCUUCUGUGUUCACUGAUAAUAAAACUUAUUCUUUUAAGAAAUAGUGAAGAAAAUGAAAAAAUUAUAAAAUUAAUAUUUUAUAAACAGUAUAAUACUUACAUGUUUUAAAAAAAUUUUUCACUGAUAUUUUUCAAAAAUGAAAUAUUCUGAAAUAUUUGUGAUAAAAAAUAUUUCAUGUUUUGUUUAUAUAUGAAAUAGUUCAUAUAAUGUAUAAACUAAAAAAAUAGAUUUAUAUAAAUAGUUAUAAUAUAUAAUAUAAUGAAUUUCAUUAUAUUUGAUUUUUAUUAAAUUCAAAUUAUUUUAAAUAUAAAAUAUAUGAUUGCAUAUAUAUAAAACUACUUUUUAAAAAAUAAUGGUUAAAUGCCAUUUGUUAAAAGUACUAAAAAAAAUUUUCUUUUUUAUUAUUUUACUUUAUUCAAUGUAUAAUAACAUAAUUAUUAGAGUGCGUUUUCAGUACUAUCGUUUAUUAAAAAAUUGAGCAUAUUCCAUUAUUAUUCAUGUUUCUUUGGGAACAUUUGAUUUAAAAUAUAACAUUUACCAAUUUCUUCAUAUAUUGAUUAUAUGAUUUAAAAUUUUCCUAUAUUAGUAUCAAUUAAUUUAAAAAUUUAUUAUAUCCUUACAUGUAUUAUGUAUAAUGAGAUUAUGGCAUUUCUGAAAGUAUAUCAUAAAAUCUAAAUAAUUUCCUAUAUUCUGUUAAUUUUAUUUUUUCUUUAGUGUUAUUUUUUAUUUAAAUAUUCAUUUUGCUUGCUCUCUUUAUAUUUAUUGUAAACUUAAUAUUUGUCUUUAUUUUUUAACAUUACAGAAAGGAUAAAAGAAAAAUUCAGAAUACCAUAUUUACAUAAUAUUUGUAAUUAAAUAUCUUUAUACGUUACAAUUGAUGUGUUGUCUGUAACCCUUAUUAUUUUAUGUUGACUAAAAUUGCAUUAAAAUAUUUUUAUAUAUCUUUUAAUAUGAAAUGUUUUAAUAAUUAAUAUAUAUUUAAGAUAGAAACUGAAUUUGUUAUUUCUUUGAUUUUACAUAUCUUUAUGUAAUUUUGAAUGUUUCGUUAUAAUAAAAUUUUGUCCUCAUUCUAUAAUGAAUGCUUUAACUUAAGGGUGCGGGCAACAUAUAUUAAUUAGAAUAAUAAUAUUUUUAUUUUUAAAAAAUAAGUAAUUAUGUAAUUUUUGCGAAUACUGCAAAUAUUAUAGACCCAUAAUGUCUUUCGGUGCUUUUGUAUGAAUGUAAUGUCUUGUUUAGUAAUUAAUUUUACUUUUAUAAAAAAUAAGUAAUAUUAAAAAUGUAAAUACGCAUAUAUAUAAUAAAUUUUUAAGUACUGAUAUUGCAUAUAAAAUUUCUUAUGAAUAUAUGUGUAAUUAUGAUGAUGCAUCAAACAAAGAAAUAAUUUUUAAUGAUAUGAAACAUUUAAUCUUAAAAUUUUGUGAUGAAAUAAUUAUGUUAUUGAAUAUGAUAUUAAAUUUUUAUAUAAUAAAAUAUUAUUCUAUUAUGAUAAUCUUUAUUUAUUUUAUAAUUUAAUGCAAUUCUAAGUUUCAUGUUUUUUAAAACUGUGUCAUUAUAAUUCCACUGAAAGUAUUAUUAAAUAAAGUUAAGAAAUUUUACAACAUUAGUAUAUACUUUUAAGAAAAUAAAAACAAACGAUUAAAUGAAAUUAAAUAAAAAAAAAAAUAUAAAUUAAUCUAAGUUGCAAAUGCAAAAUAUAACAACAUGUUACUUAAAAAAAUUAUUUAGUUCCACUUGUUCUUUACAUUUGUUUUCAGUAUCUAUGUAAAUAUUAAUAAAUUUUCAAAAAGAAUGUAUAGAAGAAAACGUAAGUUAAUUAUAGUUAAAAAUAUGAUAUUUCAUAAUUUGUAUUAAAGUUUGCAAGAAAAUAAAUAAUAAAUAAUUUUAUCUAAUACAAA